Diorhabda carinulata is the source of this 2418-nucleotide messenger RNA. Its product is annotated as gametocyte-specific factor 1 homolog. Lineage: Eukaryota; Metazoa; Arthropoda; Insecta; Coleoptera; Chrysomelidae. The record is from RefSeq and is a predicted model, not a curated record. The coding region runs from base 1520 to 2152 and encodes 210 amino acids. The transcript is spliced from 6 exons.
CUUCAGGUUGAAGAAGUUCAUUUGUUGUAAAAGGUUGGUUACAUAUGAUUAUGAUUUCAUCUGAUGAAAAUUAAUUAAAGCAGACAGUGACUAAUAAAAUUCGGCUGUGCUUCCAAUUUUUGGAAAAGUAAGAUUUGUUUUACAUUUUUUAUAUUUAAUCUAAAUAAUUUUUUAUAUGGACAAUUUUUUGUCUUAUUUCAAAAAAAUGCCUCUUUUUCAUGAUAACUAUGUUGUUAAAAUUACAAAUCAAUAACAAAGUUUGUGGUAAUAAAACAAAACAAUAUACUAUCAGUCAAAAAUAUGUAGAUUUGACACUUUAUUAUAUUUUCCUAUAUAUAGUUAUAAAAUUAUUUUAUUUUAUUGUAUCAGUCAUAUGCUCACUUUGAUUAAUGUGAAAAUAUAAUAUUCAUAGUGAAUAUUGAAGGUUAUUAUUCCAUAGUUGAAGUUUACUGCUACGAGCGCUAGCGAUAGGAAUAAAUCUCCGAGUGAAUAAUUACUCAUUAUAUGCGAGUGGAAAACUAUACCUUAUCCACGACUACUAAAUAUUUUUCUUCAAGUUUUUUGUUGGAAAAUUGUGUUACAUUAUUAGAAACACUAAUAUUUUUUUCUAACAAAUAUUUCAUACAUAUUAUUGUUCAUUUAUACACAUUACAUAUAUUAAUCUUACCAGAUGAUGGAAUCUAUUUAUAAUUAUCAAUAAUUCCUUUUGUCAGUUUAAAAAAAUACACACACAGUUCAUACUUUCCUUGAUUUUUCCUUGAAUAAAUUUAUUGAGUUAACUUCAGCAGCUUUUCUAAUUUCUAGUGGUGUAAAAGUCAUUUUCUAUGCCCAUUUUUAGCUCUUUAUUCUAACACAAAAUAUCAAAGCCCUGAGGUAUCUACAUAUACAAACAUUCAUGUUGACAGGUUUGAGUCAAAUUUCUUUUGUUUCAAAAGCUACUUCAAGUUAUAAAUUGUUCCAAAAAUCAAGGUACAUUAAGAAACUGAUAUACAACAAUCACAUUUAUGUCGCCCUGUGUUAAUGCUCCAUGCCUUCAAACUGGAGGAAUCUGGUCUAAGAAAGUUCACUUUUUUAUAAAUAUACAGAAAAUAUUUAGUAGUAUAUAACAUGAUAUAAUUUCAAAAACCGAUUUUUUGUGACAAAAAAAUAUAAUAUAGCUAAAUCAAGGAUCUGACAGCAGUGAUUAAUGGGUAUUAUUAAGGUGGAGCAAACAGACUUAUAAAAGUCACAUUAAACAACAGUCCCGAAUAAAGACCUUUUAACAAUAACAUCAAUGCACACCAAUUUACUAGUUCAAAGGAUUUUGUUUAAUUAAAUGUCAAAUGUCUGACAUAAAAUUGCAUUCACUGUUUACAUUAAUUAUAUAAAUUACUUAACAUUAAUUCAAUUUCAUUUUUUAACGAUUCUUUUUUUUUACUCAUUUUUAAAGUUUCAUUAAAUCAAUUGUUCGACACUUUUACAAAAGGACUAGUCAUCUAAUGUAAUUUAUUUCAGGAAAAAUAGAAGUAAUUAAAUAAAAAUGGAGAUAUAUUUAAAUCCAGAAGAACAAAUCAUGUGCCCUUAUAACAGUGCUCAUUUUAUAAGGAGGAAAGUCAUGAACACUCAUCUCGUGAAAUGCAAAAAAAAUUACCCUGAAGCUAAAUUAGUUGAAUGUGAUUUUAAUGUUACUCACAAAAUACCAGAACCUGAAUUGCAGUAUCAUCAUGAUAACUGUCCAGAUAGAAAGAAAAUAGAAGUUACAAUUUACCAAGAAGAUAAAACCAAUUUGAAUAAGUUUCCAAUUCAUAACAUACAUAUAUCACCAGAAGAUAAUUGGGAUACUGAAAAUGUAGAUACCUAUAAACCUGAUAUAUAUUGCGAAACUAGGGAAGUUUUGCGUCAUAUAGAUGUACAAUCAGCUGCAAAGAGACGUAAUUUUCGUUUAGGAGAGAGGCAAAGGGUUUCUGAAGUACAAAAAGAGAGGGCAAACAAAAAAGUUGUUAAUCAAUCUCGACCUAUAAGGAAUGCAGCUUUAAGUUCUUUUUCAGGAAAGGAGUUACCAGCAACCGAACGUACUAGAACAUUGGAAGAAGCUACUCCAGAUUCGAUUGGAGAAAUUGUUCAAAGAAUUCGAAUAGGGGCAAACCAGUCAUUUAUUCCUAAAAAUAAAUAAUUCAUAUUCAUUUUUGUAACGUCAUUUUUAAUUUUAUAACUCUACUUUAAGUAUUAACUACUUAUACGAAAUCAGAGGAUAUUUGAAUUUCAGUUUUAUGUUAAUUCAGGAUUUUGUUAUGGAAUAUACGUUUUCUGUUUGAAACUAAUUUGGUAACAUUCACUUACAUUUAAAUUUUUAAUCAUAAUUUUUUAAAUUAGUAUACUUUUAUAUAAGAUAAAAAUGUUUUAAGACAAUUAAACAGCUUUUUUAUUGAGAAUUCAAAA